Molecule: messenger RNA, 966 nt
Organism: Amphibalanus amphitrite
Lineage: Eukaryota; Metazoa; Arthropoda; Thecostraca; Balanomorpha; Balanidae
Product: probable serine/threonine-protein kinase MARK-A
Exons: 2
Coding region: 218-937 (239 amino acids)
Source: RefSeq, a predicted model, not a curated record
GAAGGCUCACCAGUAUGAGACUGCUCUACGCUACUCUAGAAACGAGUUACCAAGAGCGUCAUUCGCAGCAUCAGCUAGGGGUGCCAAGAGCGAACAUCAUCAGAGUGAAGGCAGAUACAGCUUCAAUGAGCGACUGAGCAGACGACACGACUCGGAGGGAUCUGGGCAGCGCAGUCCCAGCAUCCAGAAACGAUCGGGACUCUCUGAUUCGCACAGCAUGUCAAACAACGGGUUGAGACGGCUGUGGUCGAGGAUGAAGAGCGCGAUGUCGCGACUUCCCAGGAUGAUGUCCAGGAGGCUCCACGGCCUCCGUCGGUGGAUGGCGUCCCGCCGAGCCCAGUGGUCAUCCGGUGACCAGGAGCUGUCAGACACGUCACGUUAUCCGAGAUACGAGCAGGGACAACAUCAGAACUACUACCAGACAGAGCAACAGGAGCCGGCCGUCUCUCAAAGGCAGAGCUCUUCUGCUGAGGAGAGGAGGAUGUGCAGGUGCAACGUCCCACCGAGAAAGAGAUACAGGAACGUCGUUGCUAGUAGUGCGCUGGGACAGUUCCUCAGCACCAGCUUCUGGAUACCAGCGCUGGGACUCGUGUACCUCCUUGGUUUCUCCAGUGCCAGUACCAACACCAACAACAACAGCAAUAGCGGUACCGGAGGGUUCAAUGUCACGGACUCGGAUACGGUCACCACAACCAACAACGACGACGACGACUUGUCCAACGCAGUCACCAUCACCGUCACCAACACACCCACCAACACCAACACGGCCACACAGACCAGCAUGGACACCACCACCACCACCGUCACCGACAACUCAAUGAACACCAACAACGGUGGUGACAACACUAAUACAAAUAAUAACACCAACAAUGGAAACAACGGCAAUAACGGCAACAACGGUAACAAUGGAAACGGCGGCGGACGUAAAAUGAAAUAGCUGAUAUGGGCCGCCGAGGAAAAUUCAAA